UUAGAGGAAUGGCCGGGUCCACCCGCCACGUCCGGUGCGUUGCCAUGGCUGCCGAUAUCAACUUCCGGCGUGCCGGGUGGGCGCGGGAUCGCGGCGAGAGGCGGUGAGGGGCGGCGGCUGCACUGAGGGACGGCCAUGGCCCCCAAGGCGGCCGCCAAGCGCCGGCAGGGCCAAGGUGGACCUUCAGGAGGAAAGACAGGAAAAGCUGGUAAAGCUGGUAAAGGUGGUAAAAAACGGGAUGAAGAUGAGUCCACUGCAAUGGGAGAGGAUUCAUUGGCAGCAAGGGCUGCAGUCAGAUCCCCAGAUCAACUGGACCUGACUGAAGCUGAAUUGAAAAAGGAAGUUACACGUACCUUGUCAGCUGAUAAUCCCCAUGUUCCCCGGAAUAUUGUCAGAUACUGCUUUACAGAACAAGCAUACAAAAUAGUGGAAAAUAUGGAUCAAACAGCCAUUCAUUUCACUUUGAAUGGAUACUUGAUACACAAAGAUUCAGAUGAAGGCAGGCGCCAGAGUAUCAGAUCAGGCACUGAAUCAGAAAAGGCUUCUGUUGAGGAGGAAGAGGCUCCUGUGGAGGCUUCUGCUGAGACAACUGAAGAGGCAGAGGCUAAAGAUGAAGAACCCACAGAAGAUGCUGAGGCUGCAGUAGAGGGAGAGGGAGAGGGAGAGGGAGAGGGAGAGGCAGAGGCAGGGGCAGAGGCAGAGGGGGCAGAAGCAGCUGAAGCAACUGAAGAGCCAGAAGAGGCAGAAGAAGAGCCUUCUGCCGCAAAAGCCCCAGAGAAGAAGGCUGCAAACCAGUUCAACUUCAUCGAGAGAGGUACAACUACACUCAGCUAUGCUCCACGGGAAAAAGGAUGUCAAACAGACCCUGCACCUUAUGAAAAUUUCUCAGCCACUGUUAACCAGUGGGACAUCUAUGAUACCUAUGUGGCGGAACUCGAAAGAAUAGAAAAGGCAAAAGAGAAAGAAAAAGCAAAACCUCAGGYAGUGAAGAAAGACGACCAGAAAACUGGAAGAAAGUUAUCUUAUGUGGAGCCACAGCACGUUGACGCUCUAAGCAAGGUUGCAAAGGCUGUUAAAAUAGCAGAACGGAUGGUGAAUCUGAACACAUUUGAUGACAUUGCACAAGAUUUUAAAUAUUUUGAGGAUGCCUCCGAUGAAUUCAGAGGYCAGGAAGGAACGCUCCUCCCACUCUGGAAGUUCCAGUCUGAAAAAACCAAGAAACUUGCAGUUACUGCCAUCUGCUGGCAUCCAAAGUACACGGACUUAUUUGCAGUGGGGUAUGGCUCUUAUGACUUCAUGAAGCAGGGUCACGGCGUGCUCCUGCUCUACACCCUGAAGAACCCCUCCUUUCCAGAGUACUCCUUCAGCAGYGAGAGUGGUGUCAUGUGCCUGGACUUCAACAGUGACCACCCCUCCCUCCUGGCAGUGGGCUUCUAUGAUGGCGACGUGGCCAUCUACAAUCUGAAGAAGACAACUCCCCAGCCCAGCUACAAGAGCAAGUUAGGAAAGCACACAGAGCCAGUGUGGCAGGUCAAGUGGCAGAAGGAUGACAUGGACGGCAAUGCCAACUUCUUCUCCGUCUCCUCGGAUGGGCGGAUUGUUUCGUGGACUUUAGUUAAGAAUGAGCUGGUUCACAUGGAUGUCAUCAAGCUGUCAGGAGACGGAGCAGUGAAGCAGGGGCCAGAGGGGCUGCAGCUGGAAACGCUUGGCUGCGGGGUAUCUUUUGAUUUUCACAGAAAGAUAGAUUAUUUGUUUCUCGUUGGUACUGAAGAGGGAAAGAUCUAUAAGUGUUCAAAAAGCUAUUCAAGCCAGUUUCUGGAUGUGUUUGAAGCCCAUCACAUGCCUGUGGAUUCACUCAGCUGGAGUCCCUUCCACUUGAAAGUCUUCAUUUCCUGCAGCUCUGACUGGACAGUCAAGAUCUGGGAUCACACCAUCAAGACUCCGAUGUUUAUUUAUGACCUGGGCACUGCUGUAGGGGAUGUUGCGUGGUCUACUUACUCCUCCACAGUGUUUGCUGCAGUCACCAUUGAUGGCAAGGCCUGUGUGUUUGAUCUGAACAUUAAUAAGCUUGAACCUCUCUGCACCCAGCCAGUGGCAACCAGUAAGAAAAAUAAAACAACCCAUGUCCAGUUUAAUCCUGCCUACCCUGUUAUCCUCGUUGGAGAUGAACAGGGCCUCAUUACCUGCUUGAAGCUCUCUCCCAAUCUGCGCAAGAAGCCCAAGGAGAAGAAAGGCAAGGAUGUGAAGAAAGGUCCCGAGGUGGAAACUGAAAAGCUGGAGAAGCUGCUUAGCCUGGUGAGAGACCCACGGACCAAGAAAGAGGAGAAGGGGGAAUGAUGACUGUGGGCAGCCUCUGGCCAAACAAACUGGGCUUUGAUCGGUGGCUGCUUGGCAUGCAAGCCACGGGCCCCUGCUGCCCACUUUUUGCACAGCAGGAACACUUUUCCUCUGUGCCCAGACAAAUAAACCGAGGUGC
Malurus melanocephalus (red-backed fairy wren) is the source of this 2476-nucleotide messenger RNA. RefSeq names its product dynein axonemal intermediate chain 1 (gene DNAI1). Gene Ontology annotation, biological process: cilium movement; outer dynein arm assembly. Gene Ontology annotation, molecular function: dynein light chain binding; dynein heavy chain binding. Gene Ontology annotation, cellular component: outer dynein arm. The record is from RefSeq and is a predicted model, not a curated record. NCBI's taxonomy places the organism in Eukaryota, Metazoa, Chordata, Aves, Passeriformes, Maluridae. The transcript is spliced from 20 exons. Bases 136 to 2337 code for a protein of 733 amino acids.